AUGACAGACGUGGAGUCAGACAAAAUUAGUUGCUUACCAGAUCAUCUUAUAGGGCAGAUUCUCUCACACUUGACAAUUAAGGAAGCAGUAACAACAAGUGUGUUAUCGAGCGAAUGGAGGAAUAAAUGGUCCACACAACCAGAUCUUGUGUUUGAUAGUCGAUGUGUAUCUACUGCAAUUUCCAAAGACCCUUCAGUUAUUGAGAGCAAGUUUUUGAGAAUUGUUGAUCAUGUACUUUUACUUCAUUCUGGGCCAAUCAACAAGUUUGAGGUCUCUGACUCCUAUCGUGACAUCAUUAUUGAUGUGAACGCUAUGGCAGAUAUUGAUCGGUGGAUUCGUCAUCUAACCGGAAGGCAUAUUAAAGAGUUUGUGUUGGACAUUUGUUUUGAUCAACGCUAUAAGAUACCUUCAUCCUUAUUCUCCUGCCAAGGUUUACAUCAUUUAGAUCUGAAUUAUUGUUGGCUUAAACCUCCAACAAAGUUUGAAGGCUUCCGGAGUAUGAAAAUUCUUUAUUUGAAUCGGGUUACAAUGAGUCAAGAUGCUUUCAAUAACAUGAUAUAUGGCUGCCCCGUGCUAGAGAAAUUGACAUUGGCAAAAAUUGAUGGUUUAACUCAUAUUAAUAUUCAUGCACCAAAUCUCAAGUUUUUUGAAGUCGACGAUGAAUUUGAGAGUAUUAACUUUGACAACACUUUUCAAUUAGCUAAUGUAUUCAUUUAUAUGAAAUCUAAAAGCAAUCAAGGUAGAUUGCAUGGAUUCUCUAGCAAUUUGGCCAAUUUUUUUGAUCAUCUACCUCGCAUACAAAGCCUACAGAUUGCUGAUGGAUUUUUAAAGUAUUUGGCUACAGGUAUCGUGCCAGAAAAACUUCCUACACUGUGUGUCAAUCUAAGAUCUAUUUGCUUGUGGAUAAACUUCAAUGACUUGAAGCAGGUUUCAGUUGUUCUUUGCUUGCUCAAAAGUUCACCUAAUCUUCGAGAUUUAAGAAUGAUUGUACAACGUGAUGAGCUGACUGCCCAUUUAACACCCGCCUCCUAUUGUUGGAAAGAUAUAUUUUCGGAUCCAUCCAUGCCCCUCGGAGUGCAACACGUGAGCAUAGGCAUUUCUGGUAUCAAAUCUGAAUUAGAUUUUAUCAGAUUUCUUCUUCUACAUUCUCCAAUGCUAGAAAAGGUGAUUGUGGAGCCUGAUGUAGAGAUCAGAUCUGAGGUGAUGACAGAACUAUUACAGCUCAAGAAAAUGUCGAGACAAGCUGAAGUUAUUUACUGUGGAAAAGACUCUUCCCAAUGUUUUCUAUUCUCCUAA
Messenger RNA from Medicago truncatula (barrel medic), 1296 nucleotides. RefSeq names its product F-box/FBD/LRR-repeat protein At1g13570. The record is from RefSeq and is a predicted model, not a curated record. The transcript is spliced from 3 exons. Gene Ontology annotation, molecular function: protein binding. Lineage: Eukaryota; Viridiplantae; Streptophyta; Magnoliopsida; Fabales; Fabaceae. Bases 1 to 1296 code for a protein of 431 amino acids.